AUGUCUGAAAUAGUAUUAUCAUCGAAAACCAUAUUUGAAGAAAUCAGUGAAGCUUGUGGUUCUUUUGCAGUAGCCCACUGCGUAUCAGAAGAUUUGCAGAUGAGUAGGGGUGUUGCGGUUGGUGUCCUCCUGGACCAACGGGUCAGAGUUGGUGGGGUAGCAGAGAUUAAGGUUGAAAAGGAAAAGGAAAAGGAUUUUUAUAUUUUUUACUCAGUUACUAAGGUAUUGUACUACCACAAACCAACACAAAUCCACCUAUUUGUCCAGUUAAAGGAUAGACUGAAAGAUUUAGGAAUCAAUUCUUUAAUAAUCCCGAAACUGGGCUGUACCUUAGAUGGCCUGAAUUGGUACCAGGUCCAUGGGUUAUUAAAGAACACGUUUGACGGAAGUGAUGAGCUGAAAUUUGAAAUCACCGUUUGCGAUCCCGAAAACUUUCAGAUACCAUCUCACCAUCCGGCCCCAAUAGAAGAGAAGUCUAUUGACUUUUUUGAUUUUUCGACGACUUCGUCAAUAAAUAAUAUUCUGCCCGUCGAAAUAACGUGCGCGUCAACGAACAAUAUGUUUCAAAAAUGUUUAACGAAUAAACUUUUAACGGCAGAUUUGUGGGCUACGGUGCGCCUAGGACAGGUCGUCCGAGUCAGGGACAACUUGGUGAUAUGGGCAAUACAGGGCGAUAAUGUGACAUUUUUUCAGACUUUGGAAACCCAAAUUAAUGAAACGGUGGCGAUGGGACUCAAUUCAUCAAUUUGGACAUUUCCAAAGUCUGAAAUGAUUCACUAUAACGCAUUCUUGUCGUUGCUAAGGUCACAGUUGGCCGACAAUGAACGGCGGUAUGGAAUAGUGGUGAGCGACCGAAAUAUGACCACGCAAGUCAAUCAGUUUAGAGGGAAGUGGCCCCGAAUCUCAACUAGCCACCGAUUCCAUUCACCGAAUUCAAAUAAUGCCAUAAUGGUACACCAACGAGACCAAACCAGCUGUGUUCGUGGUCGUGGCGGUCGUCUGGCGGGACGUGGUGGACGUGAUGGAAGUGCCGAACAUAAUAUGUCAACUGCAAUUUAUUCUGAGGCUUUACGAUCAAUCGUGUCAGUCGGUUAG
Molecule: messenger RNA, 1095 nt
Organism: Macrosiphum euphorbiae (potato aphid)
Lineage: Eukaryota; Metazoa; Arthropoda; Insecta; Hemiptera; Aphididae
Source: the annotation of a GenBank genome assembly